Molecule: messenger RNA, 3465 nt
Organism: Neofelis nebulosa (Clouded leopard)
Lineage: Eukaryota; Metazoa; Chordata; Mammalia; Carnivora; Felidae
Gene: VAV2
Product: vav guanine nucleotide exchange factor 2
Exons: 28
Coding region: 21-2627 (868 amino acids)
Biological process (GO): regulation of GTPase activity; intracellular signal transduction; cell migration
Cellular component (GO): cytoplasm
Molecular function (GO): guanyl-nucleotide exchange factor activity; protein binding
Source: RefSeq, a predicted model, not a curated record
GCGCGGCCGCCGCGGGCGCCAUGGAGCAGUGGCGGCAGUGCGGCCGCUGGCUCAUCGACUGCAAGGUCCUGCCGCCCAACCACCGGGUCGUGUGGCCCUCGGCGGUGGUCUUCGACCUGGCGCAGGCGCUGCGCGACGGCGUCCUCCUGUGCCAGCUGCUGCACAACCUGUCCCCCGGCUCCAUCGACCUCAAGGACAUCAACUUCCGGCCGCAGAUGUCCCAGUUCCUGUGUUUAAAGAACAUCCGCACCUUCCUGAAAGUCUGCCAUGAUAAAUUCGGACUCCGGAACAGCGAGCUGUUUGACCCCUUCGACCUCUUCGAUGUCCGAGACUUUGGGAAGGUCAUCUCUGCCGUGUCCAGACUCUCCCUGCACCACGUGGCCCAGAACAAAGGGAUCAGGCCCUUUCCCUCGGAGGAGACCGCGGAAAACGACGAUGAUGUCUAUCGCAGCCUGGAGGAGCUGGCGGACGAGCAUGACCUGGGGGAAGACAUCUAUGACUGUGUCCCGUGCGAAGAUGAGGGCGACGACAUCUACGAGGACAUCAUCAAGGUGGAGGUACAGCAGCCCAUGAAGAUGGGCAUGUCCGAGGACGACAAGAGAAACUGCUGCCUGCUGGAGAUUCAGGAGACCGAGGCCAAGUACUAUCGGACCCUGGAGGACAUUGAGAAGAACUACAUGGCCCCGCUGAGGCCGGUGCUGAGCCCGGCGGACAUGACGGCCAUCUUCAUCAACCUGGAGGACCUAAUCAAAGUGCAUCACAGCUUCCUGCGGGCCAUUGACGUGUCCAUGAUGGCAGGGGGCAGCACUCUGGCCAAGGUCUUCUUGGACUUCAAGGAGAGGCUCCUGAUCUACGGGGAAUAUUGCAGCCACAUGGAGCACGCCCAGAACACGCUGAACCAGCUCCUCGCCAGCCGGGAGGACUUCCGACAGAAGGUCGAGGAAUGCACUCUGAAGGUCCAGGACGGGAAGUUUAAGCUUCAGGACCUGCUCGUGGUCCCCAUGCAGAGGGUGCUCAAGUAUCACCUGCUCCUGAAGGAACUCCUGAGCCACUCCGCGGAUCGGCCCGAGAGGCAGCAGCUCAAAGAAGCACUAGAAGCCAUGCAGGACUUGGCGAUGUACAUAAACGAAGUUAAGCGGGACAAGGAGACCCUGAAGAAAAUCAGUGAAUUUCAGAGUUGUAUAGAAAACUUGCAGGUGAAACUGGAGGAGUUCGGGAGGCCGAAGAUUGACGGGGAACUGAAGGUCCGGUCCAUAGUCAACCACACGAAGCAAGAUAGGUACUUGUUCCUGUUUGACAAGGUGGUCAUCGUCUGCAAGAGGAGGGGCUACAGCUAUGAGCUGAAGGAGGUCAUCGAGCUGCUCUUCCACAAGAUGACCGACGACCCCAUGAACAACAAGGAUGUCAAGAAGUGGUCCUACGGCUUCUAUCUAAUCCACCUCCAAGGAAAGCAGGGCUUCCAGUUUUUCUGCAAGACAGAGGACAUGAAGCGGAAAUGGAUGGAACAGUUUGAGAUGGCCAUGUCAAACAUCAAGCCAGACAAAGCCAAUGCCAACCACCACAGCUUCCAGAUGUACACUUUUGACAAGACCACCAACUGCAAAGCCUGCAGGAUGUUCCUCAGGGGUACCUUCUACCAGGGGUACCUGUGCACCAAGUGUGGUGUCGGGGCGCACAAGGAAUGUCUGGAAGUGACGCCUCCCUGCAAGAUCAGUUCUCCUGCGGACCUGGACGCCUCUGGAGCAGGACCGGGUCCCAAGAUGGUGGCCGUGCAGAAUUACCAUGGCAACCCUGCUCCCCCUGGGAAGCCAGUGCUGACCUUCCAGACGGGUGAUGUGAUCGAGCUGCUGAGGGGCGACCCCGAGUCUCAAUGGUGGGAGGGUCGGCUGGUGCAGACCAGAAAGUCAGGCUACUUUCCUAGCUCGUCCGUGAAGCCCUGCCCCGUGGAUGGAAGGCCGCCCGUCAGCCGCCCGCCCUCCCGGGAGAUCGACUACACGGAAUACCCCUGGUUCGCAGGCAACAUGGAGAGACAGCAGACAGACAACCUGCUGAAAUCGCACGCCAGCGGGACCUACCUGAUCAGGGAGCGGCCGGCCGAGGCGGAGCGCUUUGCCAUCAGCAUCAAGUUCAAUGAUGAAGUCAAGCACAUCAAGGUGGUGGAGAAAGACAGCUGGAUCCACAUCACAGAAGCGAAGAAGUUUGAAAGCCUCUUGGAGCUGGUGGAGUACUAUCAGUGCCACUCGCUCAAGGAGAGCUUCAGGCAGCUGGAUACCACGCUCAAGUACCCCUACAAGUCACGGGAGCGCGCGGCCUCCAGGGCCUCCAGCCGGUCCCCAGCUUCCUGCGCCUCCUACAACUUUUCUUUUCUCAGUCCUCAGGGCCUCAGCUUUGCCUCCCAGGGCUCCUCCGCUCCCUUCUGGUCAGUGUUCACACCCCGCGUCAUCGGCACGGCCGUGGCCAGGUACAACUUUGCUGCCCGGGAUAUGCGUGAGCUCUCACUGCGGGAAGGCGACCUGGUGAAGAUAUAUAGCCGCAUUGGCGGGGACCAGGGCUGGUGGAAGGGCGAGGCCAACGGACGGAUCGGCUGGUUUCCUUCAACGUAUGUAGAAGAGGAGGGCAUCCAGUGACGACGACAACACGGACAGGGCUCGUGGCUUUCCUUCGAAGAGUCCAGCUCUGAAGUCUGUCUCUAGCUCUGUGACUCAGAGGGGACAUGCCCGCCAACCUUCCAGUCUUCAGCAGCCCGUGGGGAUGGGGAGGGUGUUCAAAAUCCUACAUGCAAACCGGCCCACCUUCAGUCUGCCCUCGGUGGCCUGUCCUGGGUACGCUACUUGUACAUAGAGGAGAGCCGGGCCAGCCCUGUCGUGACGGCCACCACCAGAGCGCCGAGGGGAGGGAGCGCCUGGGGCGUCCUGAGCCAGGCUCUGGGUGACAGCUGAGGCCAGAGCUCACGUGGCCCCUGUCCUGUCGAGACGGCAUUCGGGAGCCGAGGUCUGAACAGCAGGUGCUCCCGGGGACGACCGACCGGGACGGCAGAGGGGGCCUUCCCCCAGCCCCUUCUGCUCAGCCCCGGACGCUCAGCCUGCCUGCUUCCUGCUGCUCCCGGGGGGCAGCCUCGGGCCCAGAGAGUCAGAAGGGACCGGAGCCAGGCCGUUUGCCGCAGCCCGUGCUCAGCCCCAGCUGUGCUCAGGUGUAGGAGAAGAGAGCAUCGCUAGGGGGUCCGCGUGGGCCCCCUUGACUCCUCGUGGCCCUCCGCGUGAGGAGUGUGCAGGCUCCGCCCGGGGAGGGGGGCCCUCUCUCAGGAGGGGGCCCGAGCGAACGAUGGAGGGGCCGACCCUCCUCCCCAGUCAAUGGUACUGUUCCUGCCCUGAACCCCAGGAAUGCGUCUGUCCUGUCCUGCUGUCAGGUGGAUACACCUUUUGUAAACCCUGAUGUGGGUGAGAAGAAAACAAGAGUUUUCCCCCC